AUGCCACAGCACGACCAACCGGACAAGAAGCCAAGGCUUCAGCACGCCGAUCUUUCCGAAUCUAAUCUUACCGAACAGGAAAAGCAACGUGAACGUCAAAGACGAUGGCUCGCCAACGAGAAGCGUGAUCCUGCUCGGGCGCAAGAGAUCAAGGAAAGGAACACAGCCAACAAACGUGCAUGGAGAAAGCAAAAGAAGGAGAAAAAGGAGAAGGCCGACCAAACAGGCAACGCAGGCCCCGCCGAAGGACAAGGUCCUGCGAAGAAACAGCGUGUUUCCUCUCCCGAAACACAUGCUGAGGCGGGACCGUACAACUCAGCCCCAGACGAUAUCCCUAUCGACCCAAUCCUCCUCAACCAGGGGGAAACCCUUCCUCAGGCGGGACCUUCUAACUCAGGCCCGGACCAUAUCCCUAUCGACCCACUUCUCCUCAACCAGGAGAUUGCCGCACCUACUCCGACUCUCCCUCUAAUGCGCGAUGCUGAGGUGAUGACAGAUGCGCCGGAACCUCUGCACGAUGCUGAGGUGAUGACGGAUGCUCCGGAACCUUUCGUCAAUCUGCCUGUCGAAAUCAUCCCUGUACCUCCUUUGCCUACCUUCUCUACCCUUACCAAUCUCGACUCUCGCGACCGGGCGACUCCCAUUAUCGGCACUCAAGUACACAAAAAAUCAGACACCAUCGACUGGUCUGAUGGAUCCACGAUGGUACUACCGUGCAUCAUGAGGGAUGGUGUCAAUAUAUGCCAAGAAGACGCCGACACAGUGGCUUUCUUUGCUUCUCUCCAGGAAUCGCUUCCAGAGACUUCUAAAAACAUCGUGCAUUUACAUUACAAGGACUGGCGCACAAAGAGCCGACAGUUGUGCGACGAGAUCUCUGCGGCGAUUCGGGUAAACAAAGCCGUCAUCAUUCGGAACAUAAGCACACCUGAACCUGCAACAUUGGAUCUAGACUACCUCGAAGAUCGCGGGAUGUCAGACUUAAUGCACGUCGUCAUACAUGAUGCUGAACAACGUACCAAGGAUUUCACGUUUCCCCACCAGCAUGCAACUCUUGAAGAGUUCGUGAACAACAUACACGAUCCUAACAAGAUCCAGUGUAUUCUAGAUGUUGGAUACGGACAAGGUGGUCUCCCGUCAGCUCUAAGCACUCUUGACAGCAGUAUCGUCAACAGAUGGAAUCAAACUACUGUUGACUGCCCCGUCGGUGAAAAGUUCCACCCGGAUAACUUCACCGUACACUCGUGGGCGUUGAUUCAUAGCCCCACGUUUUGGACACAUCCGCACCACGACUUGGAUGGUAGCCUGACAUUCGUGCAAGUCAAAACAGGCGAAAAAAAAUGGGGCCUGUGGCGACACAUUCAUGAGGACACGCUCACAUGGACCCACCUCUCCGAAAUAGCCCCCGAACUCACGGAUCUCUAUCAAAACCGCAAGAAAAUACAGGAGACUUGGCACGGAGAAAUCGUCACUCUCUUACCCGGUGACAUGCUUAUACAACCUCCAGGCCAAUUCCACGCGGUUUAUACACCAGUAACUUCAUUUGCCACCGGAGGGCAUUUCUACAACUACGAAACCAUGCAUCUAAUGGAACUUUCUCGAUACAUAGACCACAAGCAAGGAAGGACCCUCACGAACCAAGUCCACGAGCAUUCUCUGGAAACUUUUCAGUGA
Suillus plorans is the source of this 1671-nucleotide messenger RNA. RefSeq lists its product as uncharacterized. The transcript is spliced from 4 exons. The record is from RefSeq and is a predicted model, not a curated record. Lineage: Eukaryota; Fungi; Basidiomycota; Agaricomycetes; Boletales; Suillaceae. Bases 1 to 1671 code for a protein of 556 amino acids.